AUGGGGCAUAAGUUACCGUGCCGUCUAAUAGAAGCGAAUGCGCCAAGCGUUCCAUUGCACAUCUUCCUUCGUCUUUUAGGAUAUGCAUGGGUUACAUUGGCUACAAACGAUGCCUAUUCUUUGGGAGCAUUGGUCCUGGCGCACUCCCUACGUCGGGUCGGCACCAAGUACGAGCUGGCUUGUCUGGUCACUCCCGGAGUUACGGCAACGAUGAGAGAAAAAUUGGCGGCAGUAUUCUCCUUGGUGCAGGAAGUUAAUGUUCUCGAUUCCAAAGACGAGGCAAAUUUGGCCUUACUGGCUAGACCAGAAUUGGGAAUCACUUUUACCAAAUUACAUUGCUGGAGGCUAACUCAAUAUGAAAAAUGUGUGUUCAUCGAUGCAGAUGCGCUUGUGGUACGAAAUUGCGAUGAACUAUUCGAGCGCGAAGAAUUAUCGGCCGCGCCCGAUGUCGGCUGGCCCGAUUGCUUCAAUUCCGGAGUAUUUGUGUUCAGACCGUCUCAACAAACGUUCGCGUCAAUCACUGCGUUUGCCGCGGCCAAGGGCUCGUUCGAUGGCGGCGAUCAAGGCUUAUUAAAUAUGUACUUCAGCGAUUGGGCCUCUAAGGACAUCUCCAAACAUCUACCAUUUAUUUACAACAUGUGUUCCACCGCGACGUAUUCGUAUCUGCCUGCAUUUAAGCAAUUUGGCGAGGAUGUCAGAAUAAUACACUUUAUUGGCAUAACGAAACCCUGGUUACAGUAUUUUGAUACCCUAACCGGUGUCGUUCAACCACCGCCAGGAUCUGUGCAUUUGCAACCGCUGUUGCAAGUGUGGUGGAACAUAUUCUGCGAGCAAGUGCAUCCACAGCUAUCGCCCUCCAUGGCCACCAGCACAUUGGCUCCAAUUUGGCACACAUUUGCUUCCUCGUCCUACCUAUCUCCCGUUUCCGAUAUUUCCGUUUAUUCUAAUACAAUAAACCGUAACGACGGUUAUUCUCGAACGCCGGAUUUCUCAGAAUUUAAAGAUCCCUGGGAGGAAUACUCUCCACAGAAUGAUUCGUUUCCAACCAAUGACAGUGCAUUGAGUGACAAGAAUGAUAAUUAUUAUUGUGGAGCAGGAUAUGAGAAAGAAGCUACGGAUGUUGAUCAUAAAAAUGAUCACAAUACAUCUAAAUUCGAACACAAUCAACAAUUUCACUACGAGCAACAUUCUUCUUAUGGUCUUAAACAAACACAACAUAGUUUGCAUCCUACGAAUACUGAACAUAAUCAACACCGAGAACAUGCAACUUCUCAUUUUGAAGAGAGUCAUAGUCAAAGACAAAUACAACACACUGAAGAUUAUUGGCAACAAUAUCAGCCGAGUGAACAGAAACACCAUCCCGAGCAAUAUGGACACAAAGAGCAAAAACAGCAUAAUGAACAAUAUCAACAACAUCAUUAUGAGCAAAGACACCAUAAUGAGCCACAUCAUUAUAAUGAACAGAGACAACAUAACGAGCAUCAUCAGCAUUCUAGACAAUCUCAUCAGCAUGAUUAUUAUAAAAUGGAUGAUCAUCAUAUCCAGCAUCAAUCGGAUCACGAACAACCGCAUUCUACCGAAAAUCAUGCGCAAUACGCUAGUGACCAAACUGCUCACGUAGACUAUCAAAGUCAUACCGUUUCUCAUAACGAUUCCCACCCGCAGCAUCAUAUCCAAAAUAGUGCUCAAGACAAUUUUACAUCUCACUGUCGUCAAAGUAACGAGAAAAAUAGCGAGCAAUCGUCGGAAACUGCGAAUAAACAGACAGACAUGCAGAGAAUCAAUUUCCACCCUUCCUCUCCUACACCUUGUACAGAUCUCCACAAUGUAGCCAUGCGAUCUGACCCGAAUAUAACGGAACAUCUAGACAAUGCAAAUACGGGUAUCGCCGGUGCCUUGGCUCAGUUGACGUUGGGCGAAGCGAGGAGCGCCGAGCAAAUAGCUUUGGAGGAGCAUAUGAGGAAGCAGAGCUGGGAGCAGGGACAGAUCGACUACAUGGGUCGCGACAGCUUCGAUAAUAUAUGGAAGAAGAUCUGCGAGACACUUUCUCUUUCGCCGCAACGUCAACCAUCUCCACCUAAAGAGGAUGUUGCUGAAUCAAAGGAAAGCGCCGCUACUGCUGACGAUGAGUCUGCUGAGCUAAAGACUGUUACACCUAUAGAUGUCGAAGUAAAUAAAGUUGAUGAGGCGGAUAAGGAUCUAACGCAAUCUCUAGUAUGCGAAGCUUCCGAGGAAAAGCUUUCGGCGGCGCAAACUACGUGUGAGAUUAGUGACGAAAGCGUCACCAUCGCGCAAUCCUCUGAGCAGAAAGCAUCUGCGUUACCUUCCGAAGAAAGUGUCACGGUACAAGCUGCUGCAAUAAAGGUAUCAAGCGAGCUGAUACAACCGGCCGCAAUAGAAAGCGCAAAACCAACAGACAAAAAAUUAUGCGAAACAAGUACUGAAUUGUCUUCUACCCAAGAAUCGGCGUCUCAAGCCAAAAACGAAAGUCUUUCUGUCGAAACGCAACAAGUUGAUUCACAAGCAUCAACAUGUCUCUUGGUAGAUGCCGCCUGUAAGAAAGAUGUAAUGCCUGUUACGCAAAUUGAGAGCACGCCUAUUGAGAUGAAACUAGAAACUCCAGCUUCCGUUACUCAAGACGCAACGGAGCUUAAAACAACUGAAAUUAGCGUAGAUAGUCCACAGAAUAUCGCUGCUUCUUCUAUAACGAGCGAAGCGUCGCUGAAAGAAACCGCGAAACGUGUUAUCGAAUCCGAUGUAACGCAACCUCUCACGAUAGAUCCGAGUGAGCGGCACGCAGAGAUGCUGCUGGCGGCUUCUGAAAUUUCCACCGUGAGUCCCGUGCCUAUCCAGGUAGCGGAAUCGGUUCUUCAGGCGGAACCCAAAGAGUCCGUGUCAGGCGCGGCUGUAGCCAUGCGCGAUCAAGCAAUCGCUACGACGGUCACAGCCGUGCAUGAAUCCACGGAUAUCGUUCCCGCAGCGAUCACAGUGGAAUCUGUUCAAUUGAACGGAUCGGAUUGUGAGAAACACGAUGAUAUCGCAACUGUAGUUGCCAAUUUAUCGGAAAGUGCUGACCUUUCUGCUCGACAGGCAAAAGAAUUCGCGAAUGACUUAGUUAUCACAAAAGAUGCACCAUCAGAAACAUCAUCGGCUACUGUAGAGACGUCAACAACGUUGAUAGAAACACCGGAACCAAAGUCUCUAAUGCAAAUUGUAAAGAUGGAAGCGGCAGAAGCGAAAUCCGCAGAGCAAAUUGUAAAAGCAGAAACGGCAGAGUGUACCGAACAAAUUAAGCAAACCAAGAUAACGGAAGCAGCAGUAAUAGCGAAAUCGUCUAGCAAAAUUCCAGAAACAUCAGAGAUUGCCGAGCCAAGUUCGGCGGAAGAACCUACUGAAGCGAAAGCGCUCAAUAUCCCAUCGACGCCGACAGUGAUCGAGGCUACACCGCCGACCAGUCCGUCUGUAGAGAGCACGCAGGAGGCGGAAGAAAAGCAAGCCGAGAAGAAGAGCCUAAAGAAGUCCGAUUCGCCGGAUGGUGCGGAUGGAGAAGGUGCGGACAAAAAGGCGGUGAAGAAGACGGUAAAGAAGAUGGUGAAGAAACCGAAAACGAAACCUGAGGAGACUCCAUCGACCACGGCGGAGGGCGCAACCGCCGCGGACGCUUCCCAGAGCAAGCCAAAAAAGACAGUGAAAGUCACAAAGAAAAUCGGCGCGAAGACCGGACAGACUCUAGAAACCGACACGAGUGUGCCGGAGACCCCGCCGCCGCCGUCGUCGCCAGCCAAUGCCGCUGCUGUCGCCUCUGACGUGCCUGUUCCGCCCAAACGAAAGACGAAGAGUACCAACGCGAAAGGAACGACCGGCAAGAAGCCCGAGACGGAAGAGUGAUCCGAAUCGACAAUGACGAUACUUAAUAACGCGAAAGUCCGAGAGACCGGGAAGAGGUCCUUAAUCGUUCCCGAUGGACGGGGAUAUAUCGAAGUUCAGAGCUUUAACCUUUUCGAGAUUUCACGUUGCUGAGAGACUAAAUACUUUCGCGCUCAAAUUUUUUUAAAUAGUUUUCUUAAGAUUUGAAAUUUCGUUGAGGAACGGCUCGAUUAGCUAUUGAGAUUCAAUAGCUUGCUAAAAAAGUGAUAAAAACUGUCAACUAUAUAAUACAGCCGAACGCCGUCUCGAAAGGAUUAAAGAACACUUGGUAAUAGAAGAUUAUACUUGCUAGUCUGUUACACAGUUUUUUGAUACUUUUAAUAUAUCUCGCAAGAGAAAGUUUCUAUAUCGCCAUUGAGCUUGAUAUCGCCGAGAUAUUCGCCGGAAGUAUCGAGCGAUACGGAAAGUUUAAUCGUCGCAAUACAUAAUUCUUAUUUAUAUCAACGCGUUACUCCACACUUGUCUUAUAUCUCUCUUUUUCUUUUUUUUUAUUGAUGAUAUAUACUCUACUCAUUUUUACAUAUCGUAUUUGUGUAAUUAUCGUUUUCUCGUGUCUGACGUUAUUCAAGCGGGCUCUCGCAUAUUCCGAAUAUGUUAUAUACGGGUUACGAUGCAACCUGCUGUGCCUUGCCCGAGCAACGCGAACUUGAAUGUCCUAUCGUGAGCGAGUAUUUUAUAUCUGUCUAUUUACUUCAGUAUACCUGAUAAAUUGCAAGAAGAAGAGAAAACCAACUGUGAUUGAUCAGUUCUAUUGAAUCAUGUUUAAAAUUUACGCAAAUCGAACGCCAGUCAUAAUUUGUGAAAUUACCGCGAAGAUUUUACGUUUUAUAUAUGUAAUGUUAUGCAAUGUAUAUAGGGUGUUUCGGAGCGAAAGCAAUAAACUUUGUCAGCGUACUCGGAAGCACGCUGGUAAAGUAUCUCAGUUUCAUUCCGGAACACUAAUUCCUGUAUAUACAUUGUAAUAACGUCUUGUCAUCGCUUAUUUACAUCGACCGAACGAAAUGGAAAAUUAAAAAAGAAGAUCUUCAACUGAUGAAUUACAGUUUCAUCGAGAAACGAGAAGAGGGAGAGAAAGCAUGCUAAUUUAUAUUACACAUACGAGAAUAACGCAACGCUUUGCGAAAACGGCAACUGAGAUAUUACGCGAGGAAUCUUAACCGUUUAUUUUUUUUCUUUAUAUACACAUAUAUUUAUAUAUAUAUUAAAUUAUAUUUUUCAGUGUGUAUUUUUACUCUGUUUUGUUGAUAUUUUCAGGAAAUAUACACCUUUUCUCAUGAUAUAUAUACACACACACACACACAUAGAUAUAUAUGUACAAAAUCCUUCCUUAUUCUAAUUUAGAUUUAAGCAAGCAAAUAAUUUUUUUAAAAUGCGUACAACACUACUCUUUCAAGAGAAUUUAUUGCAAUAUAGUAUGUAAUACACUGAAAGCUUUUUAAUGGUAAUUUAAAAAAAGAAGACUUCUAUAUAUAUAAUAAUGUAAUUUUGUUAUUGAUCUAAAUGUUUGAAAGAAGAAAGUGAUAGGAGAUACUCCAAAGAUGCAUCUAUAUAGUGCAAGAUUUGUAACAAGACUUAUCAUUAAUAAAAUAUGUAUCGUCAA
Formica exsecta is the source of this 5527-nucleotide messenger RNA. RefSeq names its product protein split ends (gene Gyg). The transcript has 10 exons. Gene Ontology annotation, cellular component: cytoplasm. The coding region runs from base 1 to 3888 and encodes 1295 amino acids. NCBI's taxonomy places the organism in Eukaryota, Metazoa, Arthropoda, Insecta, Hymenoptera, Formicidae. The record is from RefSeq and is a predicted model, not a curated record. Gene Ontology annotation, molecular function: glycosyltransferase activity.